AUGAAGGCGCUGCAGCUGCUGGCCGCCGCCCCGUUUGCGGGCCUGCUGCUUUCCAGCGGAGCUUUCGCUGCUUCUGCCAGCAGAGCUGCUGCUGCAGCAGCAGCAGAAGCCAAGACUCCGGCGCAGGCUGCAGCAGAAGGGCUGCAGGCUGUGGGGGAGCUGUUCAAGUUUCUGGGCGAGGAGAGCAACAGUCUGAACUCGCGGCUCGACGCCGUCUCGGACUUCAUAAAGUUUUUGCUGCGGGAACUGCAGCCCGAGGGCACUUCUGCUUCUUUCGAGCAAACAAUUGCAGCUUUCGACGCAGCAAUUGAAGGCGAAAAGGACUUCAACGACGCCGUGGACCAAAUGGAAGAACUUGCUGCGGAAAUCCGCGAGAAAAAUCCCGAAAAAGACUCCGAAAUGCGUCAAAAAAUGCGAAGUUUGGCGGAAAAACUCCGCAGCAUCACCGCAAAGACCACCAGCAGCUCCAUGGCCGCCUUCGGCGUCGAUGUCAGUGACCUCGUGCUGCCCGGCGUGGGCUCUUACGUGGACUACAUGGUGGAGAAGCAUGCAGAGCCGAUUGUAAACAAGUUUGAAGACUGCAUGUGA
Eimeria necatrix is the source of this 588-nucleotide messenger RNA. RefSeq lists its product as hypothetical. Bases 1 to 588 code for a protein of 195 amino acids. NCBI's taxonomy places the organism in Eukaryota, Apicomplexa, Conoidasida, Eucoccidiorida, Eimeriidae. The record is from RefSeq and is a predicted model, not a curated record. The transcript has a single exon.